Molecule: messenger RNA, 1881 nt
Organism: Arabidopsis lyrata subsp. lyrata
Lineage: Eukaryota; Viridiplantae; Streptophyta; Magnoliopsida; Brassicales; Brassicaceae
Product: trihelix transcription factor ASIL2
Exons: 1
Coding region: 500-1675 (391 amino acids)
Cellular component (GO): nucleus
Molecular function (GO): transcription cis-regulatory region binding
Source: RefSeq, a predicted model, not a curated record
UUCCUAAAAAGAAAAGAAUGCAAGAGAGAAGUCAAAAAAUGAAAGACGCCAAAAACAUAAUUAAUCAGCCCCAAAAACGGCAAGAGCGGUUCGCUAAGUAACGCCACCUACCGGUCCCGUGAAACACGGCUCACGUUAGCCUCCAACCAUGAUGACUACGGUGGCUUGGUGGCUUCAUCAGCCGCUUUUUCUCUUUUUAUUUUCACACCGAUCCAAAUAUCAUUAUUAUUCCACGUGUCGUCCAUGACGGUCUGCCCCCACCACCCUCCGCCACCACCGCUUCAGGCUUUAUUACCAACUCUGCUAAUCUACGCUUCUAUCUAACCUUAUCCUCCGCCACGAACCAUUAUCAUACGCCUCUCCUCCACUCUCUCUCUCUCCUCUCUCCCUUAUCUUCUCGAUAUUACGUGAAAUCGCCGCCGCGAAAAGCCAUCGCAUUACAGCCAUUUCUCUUCCUUCACGAGAUCUGUCUUUUUUUUUCCUUCAAGAUUUUUGAUCCAUGUCCGAUCCGGAUUCUCCGAUGAACCACGAUCCGAUUCCGGAUCCAUCACCGGUUCGGAUCCAAUCUUCUCCACUCCCGCCACCAUUAUCUUCCUCCGCUCAAGACGAUGCGUCAACCGAACCAGCUUCCGUCACAGAUCUGAAGAGCGCCUCUAUCCCCGCCGCGUCCAAGAACUCUAGGCGGUUACCUCCGCCGUGCUGGUCUCUGGAAGAGGCGAUCGCCUUAAUUGACGCGUACAGAGACAAAUGGUACGCUCUAAACCGUGGAAAUCUCAAGGCGAAUCACUGGGAAGAAGUUGCAGAAGCGGUUGGUGUUAAUUGCCCCGACGUGACGUUGAAGAAAACCGCGGUUCAGUGCCGUCACAAGAUGGAGAAGCUCCGGAAAAGGUACCGGACCGAGAUCCAGAGAGCUAGAUCUGUGCCGGUGGCGAGGUUUAUAUCGUCUUGGGUUCAUUUUAAGCGAAUGGAAGCUAUGGAGAAUAGGCCAGAGAUCAAACAAGGUAACGAAAGUGGAGAUGAGGAUCACGAUGAUGCCAAUUACACAGCUAGGUAUCAAAUCAAAAACGGCGGAGGAGGAGGAGGAGGCUUAGUGGCAAGGACGACGCCGAGGUUCUUUAAUAGGAAUGGUACGGCUGGAUCUGGUGGUGGUGGAGGGAGUAGUAGUAGCGGCGGAAUUCGAAUUCGGAUACCGACUGGAGUGAGUAUAGCACAGCCUGGUGCGAGAUUUCCCGGUAAGAUUGAUCAGAAAUACACGGCGAGUCCAAGUUCUGGUUUGAGUUCAAAUCCGAGACCUGGUCGUGGUAUCGGAGCAGGAGGACCUAACUACGGUGCUAAAGUUGUGAGAAUUCCGGAAGGGGAAGAGAGAGGAGGAGGGAAACGAGGGAGAGAGAUGAUGAUGAAGACGGAGGAGGAGGAUGAUAAUGAUCCAAUGGUGGAGAUAGCAAGUGCGAUAAAGCAACUUGGAGAUACGUUGGUGAGAACAGAGCAGACGAGAAUGGAGAUGACGAGAGAGAUAGAAGCGAUGAGGAUGGAUACAGAGAUGAAGAGGACCAAGAUGAUUUUGGAAUCGCAACAACGAAUUGUGGAAGCAUUUGCUAAAAGCUUAUCGGAUAAUACAGAGGAGGACAAGAAGAAGAAAGCAAGAAGAAUGUCGUCUUUAGCUGCUGACUCUUGAUGAUCAAAAGGCGCCAUAAAUUAAAUUAUGUGUGAUUUUCAAAAUUCUAGAUUGUAGAAAUCGAAAGAGCUUUUAUUAGCUCAUGCAUCUGUCUAACACCAGUAAUGUAUCCUCUGCUUAAUUAUGUUGUUAUAAAGUGUAUAAAAAUUGGGAGUUCCCCAGUCUCUUAUUGUCUGUUUCCGACAGUGAGAGGUUUGUCUUGUUAA